AUGACUCGGAGCAAAGGCAAACCGCCAAAACAUACACACAAGAAGAAGCAUGAUGAGGGCCAGGAGGGCGCAGAUCACUGGCAGGAUAUCGAAUCCAAAGACGAACGGGAAAUAGGCGAAGCAAUCACUGCUGUCUUCAAGCAAUCACAUAUCGACGAAUCUGCGAGCCCUCUCGCGGAUCCUAAAGUCAAUCCUCUUGGACCAGCCACUUUCCAUGGGAACGAGCCAUCAAAAGGAGCUAAGGUGGAUGCAGAACUCAAAGCCGAGGACGAAGAGUUAUUAAGGAGGAAGGGGAAGGCGUGA
Messenger RNA from Suillus paluster, 303 nucleotides. RefSeq lists its product as uncharacterized. The coding region runs from base 1 to 303 and encodes 100 amino acids. The record is from RefSeq and is a predicted model, not a curated record. The transcript has 3 exons. Lineage: Eukaryota; Fungi; Basidiomycota; Agaricomycetes; Boletales; Suillaceae.